GCAUACAUCCAGAGAUGACCCGGGACAUUCUCGUUGGGCGAGCCACCCGAUCAAAGACAGAUGGUGGGCGGUGACCCUCGGCAUCUUGAGAUUAGACGGUAAGCGGUAAGCGACGAUAAACGCCAGCCGCUGCGUUCCUGCAACAGGAGUCGUCAGCGCGUCAGCUGUUCGCGAGCAGUCGGCAAUGCUAGUGCCUGCCGUCAAGCCGCCUAUCCAGCUGUCUAUUCCGCUAUCUCCGGGCUGUCUCCGGGCUCUGCACUAUCGGGAGACCAUGCCCACCAGCGAUCGCUGUGCCGGAUGCUUAGCCGCGGUGAUCUGUCUGCGAUGAUCUGCUGAGGUGAGACCGCCGAUAAAGGCGCGCUCUGCUCUAGUCCACCAUCAUCAUCCCCCAAUGUCACCCGCAGCCACCAAGCCCCCCGCAUCCGAGCUGAUCGCCGCCGCGCGCCGCGCGCGCGACGAGACCAUCCCAGUGCCCUACCGCCUGCCCAAGAGCUUCGUUGUACCCCAAAACGCCACCGUCAUCCUUGAGAGCAGCGGCCUCUUGACGCCCGAGGAGCUCAAGCUCGUGGACCUCGAUGCGACCGCCCUCGCGGCCGCCAUCAAGGACGGCACCUACACCUCCGUGCAGGCGACGACAGCGUACCUCAAGACGGCGUCGCUCGCGCAGCAGGGCACGAACUGCCUCGUCGAGCUGUUUCCCGAGGAGGCGCUCGAGCGCGCCGCCGCGCUCGACGCACACCAGGCGGCCGGCAAGCCGCUCGGCGCGCUCCACGGCGUCCCCGUGUCCAUCAAGGACCACAUUGAUGUCGAAGGGCAUGACUCGCCGUCCGGCUUCCUUUCGCUCGUUGGCAAGAUGAUGGCUGCAACGGACGCGAACCUCGUCGCCGUUCUGCGUGCCGCCGGCGCCGUCUUCUACUGCAAAACGACCAAUCCACAGAGCUUGAUGCACCUCGAGACCGAGUGCUACCUCGGCAUCACAACGAGCCCGUACAACAACAACCUGACUGCCGGCGGCUCGAGCGGUGGUGAGGGUGCCCUCAUCGGCAUGAAGGGCUCGCCCCUCGGCGUUGGCACCGACAUUGGCGGAUCCGUCCGCUCGCCUGCCGCAGCAUGCGGCAUCUACUCGUUCAAGCCCUCCGUCGGUCGCGUUUCGUUCGGUGGCUGCGUCGUGCCCAUCGCCCCCGCAGGCUGCGAAGCGAUCCUCGGCUCGCACGGCCCGAUGGGCCGCAGCGCCCGCGACAUGGAGCUGUACAUGCGCAUCAUGGCUGCCUCUGAGCCCUGGCGCGUCGAUCCCACACUGCACGUCAAGCCGUGGCGCGAGGUUACAACGACCCGCAAGCUCCGCAUCGGCGUGCUGCGGGACGACGGUGUCGUGCUCCCUGUGGCGCCCAUCCGGCGCGCCCUUGAGACCGCGGUGGAGAAGCUCAAGGCCACCGGCGAGUUUGAGAUCGUCGAGUACAAGCCGCUCAAGAGCGCCGAGAACUGGGACAUCAUUUCCAAGCUCUACUGGCUCGACAACGGCAAGAUGGUGUACGACCACAUCGCUGCGUCCGGCGAGCCCAUCGUGCCGCUCACCGACUGGAUCAUCCAGCAGGCUGGUGGUGUGGACCGCACCAAGGAACAGGCGUUCGAAAUCGUUGCGAAGCGCGAUGCCUUCCGUGCCGAGCUCGCCAGAUACUGGCACGAGCAGAACGUCGACGUCGUGCUCAGCCCGGUUGGGCCGUCGCCCGCCCCUCAGCAUGGUACCGCCAGGUACUGGAACUAUACGUCGUACUGGAACCUCGCCAACUACCCCGCAGCCAUCUUCCCGACCGGUCUGUUCGUCGACCCAGCUGUCGACAAGGAGGACCCGGAGUACACACCCCGCAACGAGAAGGACAAGUACGUCCGCGACACGUACGACGCAGAUGUGUCCAUCGGCGCUCCCCUGUGCCUUCAGGUCGUCGGGUACCUCGGGUACGAGGAGGAAACACUGGACGCGUUCAAGAAGAUCGACGCGGUGGUGAACGCAUAGGCGCGGACUCUGUCCUAGUCUGGUUGUAAUAAAAAUGCACAGAUUUUC
Cutaneotrichosporon oleaginosum is the source of this 2062-nucleotide messenger RNA. The record is from RefSeq and is a predicted model, not a curated record. Lineage: Eukaryota; Fungi; Basidiomycota; Tremellomycetes; Trichosporonales; Trichosporonaceae.